Molecule: messenger RNA, 907 nt
Organism: Drosophila novamexicana
Lineage: Eukaryota; Metazoa; Arthropoda; Insecta; Diptera; Drosophilidae
Product: achaete-scute complex protein T5
Exons: 1
Coding region: 1-591 (196 amino acids)
Biological process (GO): positive regulation of transcription by RNA polymerase II
Cellular component (GO): RNA polymerase II transcription regulator complex
Molecular function (GO): protein dimerization activity; RNA polymerase II transcription regulatory region sequence-specific DNA binding; DNA-binding transcription factor activity, RNA polymerase II-specific
Source: RefSeq, a predicted model, not a curated record
AUGCUGCUGGGCGGGCCAUCAGUGGUGCGUCGCAAUGCACGGGAACGCAAUCGUGUCAAGCAGGUGAACAAUGGCUUCAGCCAGCUGCGACAGCAUAUACCCGUUGCGAUCAUUGCGGAUCUGAGCAAUGGCAGGCGCGGCAUCGGACCCGGCGCCAACAAGAAGCUCAGCAAGGUGAGCACAUUGCGCAUGGCCGUCGAGUAUAUAAGGCGGCUGCAGCGACUCAUCGACGACAACGAUCAGCAACAGCAGCAGCAGCAACAGUUGCUGUCGCCGCAACAGCAGCUGGCACAGCAGCAACAGUUCAGCUACCAGCAGCAACAGUUGCAACAACAGCAACAGCAAUUCUAUGCGCUGCAACAGCAACUGCAGCUUAUAUCGCCCGGCGGCAGCAGCUGCAGCUCUAACGCCUCCAACGACUCGAAUGCCUCCAGCUCCAGCAGCAGCAACUAUUAUGCAACGCAGCCAGCCGAACUGAAGCUGGAGUCGAGCGGCGGCAGCUAUGAAGAUUAUCCCAACAAUUCGUGCAGCUCCGGCGCCGAGGAUGACGACAUACUCGACUACAUCUCCCUGUGGCAGGACGACAUCUGAGUGCAGUCCUCCAGCCAAUCCAACCCAACCUAAACCAUUUCCAGGGCAGCCAACUAGUCAGACCCAAAACGCAACACACGCCUGGCAUAAAAGUAUUACCUCAGCAAAAAGAAAGUAUUUAUUCUAGUUUAAGCACUUUUUUUUUCCUACUCUCGUAAUAACAUUACAUUUUUUUUUGCAAGAAUUUUGUACAAAUUAGUCUUAAGAGCGCUGAAUGUGCCUGCUUUUUAUAUAGUUUAUAGGACUGCCUAAAUCUAAGAACUAGCUAAGAACAUGGAAGACAAUUACUUUUAAGCAACUUUUUUUUUUAACAAGA